Molecule: messenger RNA, 939 nt
Organism: Nanorana parkeri
Lineage: Eukaryota; Metazoa; Chordata; Amphibia; Anura; Dicroglossidae
Product: olfactory receptor 8H1-like
Exons: 1
Coding region: 1-939 (312 amino acids)
Biological process (GO): G protein-coupled receptor signaling pathway
Cellular component (GO): membrane
Molecular function (GO): G protein-coupled receptor activity; olfactory receptor activity
Source: RefSeq, a predicted model, not a curated record
AUGGCAAACCUUGCGGACAACGGGACGACCGCUAGAGACUUCCAGAUCUUGGCGUUCUUCAGUGAGCACGGAAAGCAGCCUCUCCUUUUUUCUGUAUUUCUAUUGAUCUAUUUAACAGGAUUGCUGGGAAAUCUCAUUAUAAUAACUGUAACCUGCGCAGACAUCCACUUACAUACCCCGAUGUAUUUUUUCCUGUGCAAUCUUUCCUUCGUAGACAUCAGUUACACCACCGUCACCGUGCCGAAAUUGAUGGACAUGCUACUUACCGGCGAUAACUCAAUAUCCUUUAUACAGUGUUUCGCCCAGAUGUUCUUUUUCACCUUCGUAGGCAGCAUCGAAGUCCUCUUAUUAUCCUCCAUGGCCUACGAUCGUUACAUCGCUAUAUGUAACCCUUUAAAGUACCACCUCAUCAUGAAUAGAAGAAACUGUGUCCUGCUAUCCGUUGCCAUUUGGAUUCCCGGUUGUAUCAAUUCUGCUCUCGUCACGUUGUUUGCUUCCACUUUGCCUCUGUGCUACUCUAAUAAAAUUCAACAAUUUUUCUGCAACGUCAAAGCCCUGGCGCAGAUCUCCUGCCCCGAUGCCAGAUUUGAUGCCCUUAUUUACGUAGAGGUAAUCGUUCUUGGGCUCUGCCCUCUCUUGCUUAGCAUGAGCUCGUAUAUGAAGAUAAUAAAAGUUGUUUUACGCAUGUCGGCCAGCGGUAGAAGAAAGACCUUCUCCACCUGUGCGUCCCACCUGAUAGUCCUUCUGAUGUUCUACGGGACUAUUCUCUUCAUGUACAUGAAACCCACCUCCCGGUAUUCCGGUGAACUGGACCAAACGUUCUCAGUGAUGUAUGCAGCUAUUGCUCCCAUGCUGAACCCUCUAAUAUAUAGUUUGAGGAACAAAGAAGUGAAGAAUGCGCUUAUCCGGAUCACAAGAUAUAAAAAUGAUUCAGUAUGA